UUUAGUUAUCCCGGUCGCACUAGGUGAGGAAUGUUUUGAACAAACAUACAGACAAAAAAAAGCUUGAUACCAGCGAAUAAAAUGGCGACAACUGAAGUAAGUUCUUGUACAACAGACGACGAUAUAACAACAUGUACAAUUUGUCUAGAACAGUUUAAUAUUCCGAAAUAUUUACCUUGUUUACAUACUUUUUGCGAAAGUUGUAUCGCAACAUAUAUUACUUCCGCAUUUGAAAAAGACAGAACAAGUAUUGACUGCCCUAUUUGUAGGUCUAAAGUUUCUGCCCCUGAGGCAAGAAUAACACCCGAAGAAUGGUCAAAACAGAUGCCCUUGAAUUUUCUCCUGGUUGGAUUAAUCGAAAAAUAUAAAGUGGAACGUACCGAAAAGAUAUGUAUGUCAUGCGAACGAUUUGAUGUCAAUACGAAGUCAGAAGCGUCUUCCGUGUGCAUUGAUUGCUCUGAUGCUCUUUGCGCAAAUUGUACACGAUGUCAUAAAAGUAAUAAAUUAAGUUCAAAUCAUGAAAUAGUUCCAAUAUCAGACAUUUCGAAAGAAGGGUACGCUUUGAAAUCUUUUAAGAAUAUGUGCUCCGAGCACAAAAAUAAAGAGUUAGAACUGUUCUGUGUUGAUCAUGAUUUACCAUGCUGUUCAAUAUGUGUUUCCGUAAAACAUAGAAAAUGUGAGAAUGUUUUGACUAUCGAAGAAGCUGCUAAAAAUUUCCGAGCUUUGAACAAAGUAAGCAAGACUGAAAAUGAGGUUAGUGCUUUAUUGGUUGAUUUAGAUACUGUGUUGGAAGCUGAAAAAAGUUCUUUAGUUGACAUGGACGCCGCUUUUGAUUUAGAAUUGCAGAAAUGUGAUACUUUUUGGAAAAUAUUGCAGAAAAGGAUUGAGGAACUUAAAAUCAAAUGGACAAACAAAUAUAAAGAAACCUUCCACAGUGAAAAGGGAAAACUCGAGUUAUCUAUUCAGAAGGUCGAGAAUAGAAAAACAGCUAUCGCAAAUACUAAGCAAAUAUUGGAAGCAACCUUAAAAGAGGCUUCGGAUGUUCAAUUGAUGAUUGAAGUUCAGAAGCUAAAUAGAUACAUUGAUAAAGAUUUUGGAAAUUUUUGAGACUUCUGCAAUAACGUGUAAAAUAGAGAUUCAAUUUCUAAAAGAUAUAGACGACAUUGUUAAAAACAUUGAAGAACAAAUCGUCAUAAACAUCGAUAAAAAAGCAAAGGCUUUAGAUUUGUCAAGUUCCAAAUGUGUUAAAAACAUUGCAAAAACUGAAAAGUUUUAUGACUUUGCAGAGAAAGUAGUUGACGAUGCUCAGUAUAUUCCCACUUGGGGCACAGAUCCGAUAAAAGCAGAAAAAAAGAAGAAAAAAUUUUUUUAAAAAAGAAAAGAAAAUUUAAAAAAAGAAAAGAAAAAUGAAAUGAAAAAAAAAGAAAAGUUAAGGCGGGAAAUGCAAAAAGAGAAUACAUAAUCACACCGUUUUAAACACUUUCACACAUUUACCAAUGAAAACUCAAUCAGAUUCGAAGAGUGGUAUUAUCAAACUUAAUCUAAGCAGCACUUAUUGAACUUUUUAUUUAAUAUGUAUUAUUCUGAAUAAAAUUUGACAACUACAAAACAGUUUUCAGAACAAAAUAAUUCUUUUUGAUACGAAACAUUCAUACGAUGAGUGCCCCUUAAUGAUGAAAUUUAUAACUAACAUUCCAAAAUGUUGACGGGAUAAGAAACACAAGUAAUUGUUUCCUGUUUUUUCCGCUUCUCCUAAUUAAUCCCUGAGCCACGACACUAAGUCAGGUUGGAAUAUUGACGUCAAAUGAAAUGCCUCUUUAUCGGAAUGUCAUGUAAAAAAAAUUAACAAAAAAUCUGUUUUGAAUGUUCCGUAGGUAGCCCACCCCUAUCCAAAAUACCAUC
Molecule: messenger RNA, 1902 nt
Organism: Mytilus californianus (California mussel)
Lineage: Eukaryota; Metazoa; Mollusca; Bivalvia; Mytilida; Mytilidae
Product: probable E3 ubiquitin-protein ligase MID2
Exons: 1
Coding region: 82-1107 (341 amino acids)
Molecular function (GO): zinc ion binding
Source: RefSeq, a predicted model, not a curated record